Messenger RNA from Purpureocillium takamizusanense, 2359 nucleotides. RefSeq lists its product as uncharacterized. Bases 29 to 2359 code for a protein of 776 amino acids. Lineage: Eukaryota; Fungi; Ascomycota; Sordariomycetes; Hypocreales; Ophiocordycipitaceae. The record is from RefSeq and is a predicted model, not a curated record. The transcript is spliced from 4 exons.
CAACGGUUCCUGCCAACACUGAACCAGCAUGCCAGAGACUCUGCUCUACGCGGUCCCUCCGAGGCUUCCCCGGGCUCCCAACAUCGGCAAGCUGAAAAAGAGCCUUGGAUUCCCCAAGGGUGCCGACGUGCUCUUCAACGACCAAGUCAAGUCGUUUAGAGAAUCAUUCGUGUUCAAAGGAUGCCCCUGCAGCAAACUCAACGACUGGCGCGACGAGUUCCACCAAGAGGGCCUCAGAGAGUCGACGGCGGCGUUCCUCGAAGAACAUGGAGAGCGGUUCUGGCCCGCAAGAGUGCAAGCGCCGAGGGAGCGCAGUCGCAUCGCGGGCAUGCUCCAUCAGCUCAUCUACGCGAGGAACUACUGGAAGCACUACUACGAUAUGAAGAAGAGCCACGCCCGCGGGGACUAUUCGGUCUUGCCAAGAAGGCGUGGGAGACGACGGGCCGGCCCGGUGACGUCGGACAUUGCGGGCAUGGCUCACCCACCACGUGCGGACGGGGGGGAGGACAACAAGCCGUCGACCUCCAGUGUCGAUUCACGCAUAUACGACUAUAUCGGGUCGGAGUCAGAUGACGGACCGGAGAGUUCCCACGAGGGCUCGCGGGUUACAACGCCGUCGGGAGAUGCUGAACAUGGACGCUCAGAUGCGGCCGCUCACCGUCCCAGUCCCGGGGACCAGUCCUCGCCCGGACUGCCUCGCACACCUUCUGCGUCUGCUUCUGGGGGUGCAGAUGAAGCUCACCGAGAUGACACGGACGGCGGGAGCGAGUACUACCCGACAGAAGGCGCCUAUGAGGCGUCCGACGAAGAGCCUCCCCGAAAGAAGAAGAAGACGGGCCAGGGGUCUCAUUGUACACCGCGUCGAGGCAACGGAGGCCGUGCCGAGCUCGACCCGGCGCGUGCCAGGCCCAAGGCCCCCGAGGCACCGCAACGCUCGCAGCCGACAGACGCCGCGAGACCUGUCCCUGAAGAAGCGAGACCCCUGACGCCGACCACGACAAGCCCUGGGCGACACGGGCGGGAACCGUCGGGCAAGUGUGCGUAUAGCACGCUCCAGUUCCAACCAACUCCGCACCGCCAUGCCGACACGGAUCGUGCAGCAAAGAACGUCGACGCCCCCGCGGUUGCCACCGGCGCUUCGCCCCCUACACGUCAAGAACAGUCUGGCGACAAGUCUGUCGCCAGCCCUUGCGAGUCCCGUGCGGAACUUGCUAGCGGUGACCAGGUCCGGAGCGCACACCGACAGAGUGCCCCCGAGCGCACGUCACCGAGACGCCACGACACCGAGACUGGAGCGGACAAGGAUCUUGAGCCACCAAAGGUCUUGCCAUCUGAUGACGCUGCUCGUGGCACGGGGGCAGAGACGGCACAGCACGGAAAGAACGCACAUCAGGGAAAGAACGCACGGCACGAAAAGCAUCAACGGCCCCUGGCACCGUCCACAGCCCUCGCCGACCCCGGGACGUCGUCUGCCUCCAUCCCUGCAGUCACCGAGCAGGUCGCUGCGGUGCAACCAUCGAAGCUGACAAGCCCGCAAGGCCAAGCGCCACACGAGCCGCAUCCUAUGCCAAGUCAAGAGAAGGCGCAGGCGCCGCGGGCUGGCCCUGAGAUGUGUAACACACCGUCGCAGCAAGACACGGCACCCGACGCGGAGAGAAUGCCCCCUCCGGCUGCUAUACCGUCGGCCACGAGGCGUGUACGGGCGCAGACGGAGCCUCCUUGGCAGCAGGGGCCCGUCAAGAGUGCACCAUCACCCCUACCAUCGCAAAGACCAGCUGCCGCACAAGCUCCGCCGCCGCCGCCUACGCCUCGCGCAGCCAUGGCGACCCCGGCCGAGGACGUCUCAGUUGGUUCGACCCCGGGUCGACCCAAAGAUGCAACGGCGUCACAGUCAAGUGCCCAGGCCGAGCAGCAGAGCGUCCCCCCGAAACCCGCUGCCGACUCUCGCCAACACAAGACUGCAGGGCAUCCUGCUGCCCAAACGGGAUACGAAUGGGAAUACAUCGUCAAGAGACGCACCGUUGGCGAGGUUGUGUGGCUACCCGGCUGCGCCUUUGAGGAGCUGACGCUAUCUCAGCUCACGGCGGAGAUUAUAGCAAAGACAAAGGUUGACCUUGACGGGACUGGCACCGAGGGCAUCUCCUUCAGGGUGGAGGGGCCGGGCAUUCCGGACGAGCAGGCACCCCCUUUUCUGCAGUUCCACGGGGUCCCCGAGACGUUCGCGACCCUCAAGAAGAGGAUACAGAGAUGUGCCCGCCUCGCAGCGCAGCGCUACAGGUCGACAGGGGCGCCCGCGGACGAGGUUCUCGUUUACAGUCUGGUUGUUGAGGCGUUUACGGAUAUCGAUGACAUAGCGUAG